Molecule: messenger RNA, 933 nt
Organism: Phaeodactylum tricornutum CCAP 1055/1
Lineage: Eukaryota; Bacillariophyta; Bacillariophyceae; Surirellales; Neidiaceae
Exons: 2
Coding region: 1-933 (310 amino acids)
Source: RefSeq, a predicted model, not a curated record
AUGAGCGCAAAUGCUCCUCUCAGAGCAGCUCAUCAAGUCGGUUUCGACACCGACUCAAAACAAAUUCAUGUCGACAAUUGUGCAACCCGUAGCAUUACCAAUUCUGAAGCCGACUGCAUCGGACCCAUGAAGCCAAUUAUGCGAAAGGUAAAAGGGAUCGGCGGCGUCAAGGUCACGGAAAUGUUCGAGGUAACGAUUGAAUGGACAAUUGCGGACGACCACGGCAAACCUCACAAAAUACGACUUCCAAAGUCGUUCCUAAUCCCUUCGUCACCGACUCGGCUCCUAUCACCACAGCAUUGGUCCCAGUCGGCAAGGGACAUAAGACCUCUACCUAGGGGCACACGAUGUGUAACAUAUGAGGACUGCAUCGUUCUUGAGUGGGAACAACGAAGACACCGACGGACAAUACCGUUGGACGCUAGAGGGAGCAACGUCGCCACGUUCGCAACCGCUGCCGGUUACGAGAAGUUCAAUGCUUUUUGUACCGAUUGCUCUAUCGACAACGAAGCACUUGAUGUCAAACCACUCAUUUUGAACUCCUCCUACGUAUCCGACAGCGAGGAGGGGGAUAAUGGAGAUGAUCUUGAUGAUCAAUACCAUGAAGCUCACUCCAGCUUCGACAACGAAGUUGCGGACUUCAAAACUGGCGCUCCGAGUACUCUACGACCGGGUCCAAUAAAUACAGAUUUCUCUCUCGACGGCCCGGAACAAUCCAACAAAGCCGAUGGUACGGAAGCAACAACCUCCGUUAUAGAGGACGAAGGAGAUCUAGAAUCACAAAGGAACCCAUCAGCGCUAUUUUUGAGAUGGCACCAUCGACUUGGACAUGCAUCAAUGACCAAGAUUCGUAUGCUUGCUAAAGUCGGACUCUUACCAGCCUCUCUAAAGGAAUGUCAAAUUCCACUCCACUCGCAGGCCCUGGCGUACUAA